Molecule: messenger RNA, 4520 nt
Organism: Paramisgurnus dabryanus
Lineage: Eukaryota; Metazoa; Chordata; Actinopteri; Cypriniformes; Cobitidae
Source: RefSeq, a predicted model, not a curated record
GAUACGGUAUAAAUCCAAUAUCCGUAUGAAUGUUUAAAAAAGCCUUAAGAUAAACUGCAAAGAAUGCCCAAAACAAAUUUCUGUACAUACAAACUUAUAAGCAACUGAAUUUACCAAGUCUGUGAAGCCUCCUCCUAUAAAACUAUAUAAUAUUUACAAAAAUAAAAAUGGUAUAAAUAAAUUGAUGUUCAAUUUUUAUUUUUAUUUAGCCUUCAUACAAAAUUAAAUGUUAACUCACUGUCAAAUAAUCAGACAGUGAUAAAUGCUGUAAUGCAGGGGUCUCACAUUAAUGGAUCAUUUUAAUAACAAAUUCUUCAGUCACAGUAGGCUAUCAUCUUUCAUAGUUCCAUAAUUUUGAUCAAUUUACUAUUAUAGUAAUAUGUGGAAAAAUAUUAUUAAUUAGCCUAAGUGAAAGUGACCCUAAAACUUUUGAAUGGUAGUAGGCUAUUUAAUGAUACAAAAGAUAGUUGGAUAACAGCAUUUAUUAAAAUCUUUAUUUGUAAUUGCAUAGCAAGCUACAUAAUCAUAUAUUGUAUACUAGCAUACUACUACAUAUACUCAUAAUGAGACCAAUAGCUGCCUACAUACUUGUAUCUAUUGCACGUUUCUUUCCCCUCUUUUUAACCUGAUUUUUUUCUCAUCCGCAGUUCAGUUUGUGUUGAAUUACAUCUUCUGUUCUCCCUCCCUAUAUGGUGUCAUCAUUGGAAGCUGUGACUUGACCCGAACUAACCCCGCACCUCCUUCUAGUAUUCUGAGUGACAGCUCUUCUCUGGGCGAACCCCAGAUUCAUUGAUCGCAUAAUAACAAUGAUAUGAUUUGACGCGAGGCACAGAUGAGCAAUUUAAAUCCGAUCAGGUGUUACUGUACGUUUUCCGGAAUGCGCGAUUCAUGGUUGCUUAGCUGCGAAAGACGCCACGCGCACUGAAGGAAAAAACGCGUUGACCGGCAUUUAACACGCGUUUAUAGACGUGACAUGCGGACGGUCACGUAACGCUGUAAUGUAUAUCGAAAUACCGGAAAUGUGUUUAGAAGCCAUAUCAUUGUUAUUGAAAAAUAUAUACCGGGACAUAUAUCGAUAAUGAAUUAUUACCCAGUCCUAACGCAACAUAAACAACACGUAGAUUACAUAGGAAACCAAAACAUUUGUUGUAUUCAACGAGGUAUUUGUGCAAGAGUUCAGUUUAGUAACGAGUCAAACUAUAAACAAACAGAAACCGGAAGUAUGGUUCUGACUAGACGCGCGAUCUCGUCACCGCACGUGCGUCCGAUGAAACGGUCUAUAGGCCUCGCUGAAUGUACAAAUAAUCAUCAGUUUCUUCAGAGAGUAUCAGAACCUGCAUACACUCGCCAUUUAAAAUGCAGAAAUGCAGAAAAAAACAUGUUGCUUACCUUCUUUUGAGUAAUGCAGUUGUUUUUCCCUCCAUUCCGUCUGCCUGCAGCUCCAUACGUUAACUAACGCGCGCCUUUACCUCGUUGAUUCAGCAUCGCCCCUCCACUGUAAAUUAACCAAUGACGAUGCAGCAUUUGUGACUGACGGCGCUCUCUUCUAAUGCUGACGUUGGGGCUGCAUCAUCUACAAGGUUCAAGGUUCACAGUGUUUUUGCGCCAACUGAAGCUCAAAAAAGAAAACCAAGAUGGCGGUGCAGCAUCUAUAAGCGGUUAUUUUCCCGGCAGCCCCCGACACCAGUUAAUAUUGCUCUUCCAUAGAUGUUACUGAUACAUUUGAUAGUAGCGGUUGGAGCUCCAAAUAUAAAAAAAAAUGGCGCAGAAGUACAACUCACGGUGGAGGAGAAAGGUGAAGAGCCAGCAAAAUACUUGCAAAAGAUACAGAAGAAAGGACACACAAGGACAGGAAAAUAGAGAAGCAACAAACUUGAGGUCAAAUGAUUGCAGCACUGAGCAAGUGACCAGAUCUGCUAAUUUGGAAGACUCUUCAAACACAAAUGUGUUUAACAUCCAUUAUGCCAACCAUUCAUCCCAUUGCUAUGGACACACAAGUGAGAUGCAUCACUCUGGUCUUAAUGUUGAAUCAGAGCCCGAACAGCCUAUUUACAUGGAUACAUUUCCUGAGCACCUACCUGAAUUUGUUGAAGAAGGAACUUUAGAUGACAAUGCGUUAUUUGAUGAAGACUUUUCAAUUGAUGAUGACCUAUCAUUUGAAGACAGUUUUGAGCUUAACCAAGAGGAGGGGACAGAACUCGAAAGCUCUACAAACACUGAUCAUCCACUGUACAGAAAUGCACCAAUUUCUGUUGCAGAGAGUCUUCUCCUAAUAAUGACUUUUGCAAACAGACACAAAAUAACAGGAAAAGCUCUCAGUGAUUUGCUUACAUUAAUAUCUCUGCACUGCCCCUCUGAUACACAGACUGAGUGUCUUAAAAAUUUACACAAAUUUAAACAGUUUUUUGAUGAUCCCUCCUCUCUGCUUUUGCACAAAUAUUGUAGCUCAUGCUUCAUGAUUGUUGAGAGUACAGACACCCAGUGUAAAACCUGUGAAGCCAAUGUGUUGAUGGAGGGGUCAACCUCCUAUUUCAUUGAGGUUCCCAUUGAAGCACAACUGAAGAGAUUGUUUGCUCAGGAAGGUUUUGAAGAAAAACUUAAGUUCAGGUUUAAUAGACAUAAAAAGUGUCAUGACAGUAUUGAAGAAAUAUAUGAUGGAGAAACCUAUCAGAAAUUUACUACUUGCAAUGGGCCUCUCAGUGAUUCCAGAAACAUUUCGCUAAUGUGGAACACAGACGGCAUACCUAUUUUUAAGUCAUCAAAGUUUUCUGUUUGGCCUUUUUAUUGUGUCAUAAACGAGUUAAAUUUUGUUGAACGCACGAAACGAGAAAACAUGAUAUUUGCAGGUGUUUGGUUUGGGGAUUCAAAGCCAUCAAUGUUGACAUUCCUUGAACCACUGUGUGGCACUCUGAACAAAAUUGAAACGGAAGGAAUUUCUCUUCAGUUUGCAGGAGCUCAAGAACCUUUCAUAUGCAAAGCCUUUACCAUUGCAGGAACCUGCGAUUUGCCUGCAAAAGCUUUGGUACUUAAUACUGUUCAAUUCAAUGGACAUUUUGGGUGUCUAAAGUGUGAACAGCCAGGUCAAACAGUGAAGACUGGAGAGAGAGGUCAUGUCCAUGCCUUUCCUUUCCAGAAGACAGAUCCAAAAGGCCCGCCUCGUACUCACAAGGGGUUUGUAGAUUAUGCUAAGAUGGCCUAUGAUUCCAAUAGCGUUGUUCGUGGGGUGAAGGGACCUACGUUUCUCAGCAGACUAACAAGCUAUGAUUUGGUCUUGGGCACAGGUAUAGACUACAUGCAUUCUGUACUACUGGGAGUAAUGCGUCUAUUGAUGUUUUUGUGGUUUUCCACAGAGUUCUCUCGAUGUGCAUUCAGUAUGGUCAGAUCAAUCAAAGAAGUUGACAAACGUCUGAAAGAAAUAAGGCCACCAUGUAUGAUUCGAUUCCCUCGCUCUGUCUCUUCUCACAGGAUGUUCUUUAAAGCAUCUGAGUAUCGGUACAUUUUGCUGUUUUUCGGGCCAGUUGUAUUCCGGGGCAUUCUUGCAGGACUGUACUACAACCAUUUCCUGCUCCUUAGUGAAGCAAUCUUUAUUCUUCUGAUGGAGUCAAUAACACCUGCUCAAAUAGAUCAUGCUGAGAAACUUCUCUGGAAUUUCUGUUCUCAAAUGAGUGGACUCUAUGGUGAGCGAUACAUGACAGCCAAUUUGCACUUACUUGUCCAUUUAGCUGAUAGUGUGAGAGCUCUUGGACCUCUGUGGACACACUCUUGCUUUCACUUUGAAGACAAAAAUGGGUACUUGCUCCGUCUUAUACAUGGAACCCAGAAUAUACCUGCCCAAAUGGUAAAUGCUGUAAGGACUAUACAAUCUCUCCCUAGCAUCACACAAAACACAAAGCUGAACAUAGUAACUACUGAGUUUUUGGCCAGAAUGACAAAUAGCAAUAGUUAUCAACCAAGUAAUGUUGUCAAUAGUGUGGCCAUGUUAGGGGCAUCAUUCAAUAGAUGCCUUGAAACUGAUGAUCUUUUUCUUCUGGAACAGUUUCUUGGUCAGGCUUUACAUAGUAAUGUCGUCAAGGCAUAUAACAGAGCUCAAAUAGGGAAAAUAAUUUACACUUCCCAGCAGUAUGUCAAAACCAAAAGACGAAACAAUUACACAGUGUUGUUUUAUGAUGGUGCGCAGAUCAAAUAUGGACAGAUUAAAUUAUUGUGUUCCUACAAAGAACCCAAUGAAGGUCAAAAUGAGAUAAAACUUGCAUUUUUGAAUGAAUUUGCAGUUGCAAGCAUAAAUCUUCUACAAGAUACUUUGACAGGUGGAACGUGUUUCCAUAUUGUUAGCCUCCUGGAAGUUCCUGUGAGAAAGACAGUGGUAGGACUUGAAAGUAUUUUGGGGAAGUUGAUGUUCAUUGAUUUGUCCUCAAUGCCUGGUAUUGUGUUUGCUGCACAUUUCCCUAACAAACUUGAAAGGGACUAAAGAUAUUUUAAAGUCAAAGAUAUGAUCUUAUUUUGAACAGAAGAGCCCAUGA